Molecule: messenger RNA, 2356 nt
Organism: Hypoxylon trugodes
Lineage: Eukaryota; Fungi; Ascomycota; Sordariomycetes; Xylariales; Hypoxylaceae
Exons: 6
Coding region: 268-2076 (602 amino acids)
Biological process (GO): positive regulation of transcription by RNA polymerase II
Cellular component (GO): nucleus
Molecular function (GO): transcription cis-regulatory region binding; zinc ion binding; DNA-binding transcription factor activity, RNA polymerase II-specific
Source: RefSeq, a predicted model, not a curated record
UUUGGGUUGUUAGGAGUCUAAUUAAUAUCUCAAUAUUCUUCAUCGCUAUCAUACUAUUCCUCCUCCACUGCCCUCCUAAUUGUCUAGUAUUUCUAUACCUUCCUAUUGAAAUUCUAGACGAAAUAGAGACGCCUUGGUCAUCUUGAUCUAAGCAGUGACCUCUAAUUUGAGGGGUAACAAAUCUACGCGGAAGUAUAUCAUAACGACCAAAAAGAUCGAUAUGUAACCCUGAAGAAAUGUUGGUAUUUUUCGUUCUUGGUUAGCAAAAUGUUGCUAUAUACCAAAUUCGCGCCUCCAAAGGUGCCUAAGAGAAGAUCUCGAGCAGGCUGCACUUUUUGCAAAGAAAAGAAGAAGAAAUGCGACGAGAAACGACCACGAUGUGCGCGAUGCGCCGAAAAAGACCUCGAAUGCACAUAUGAAGCAGUAAAACCACGUCAGAGGAGAAGAAGAGAUGGGUUACAAUCUGGAUACGUCCAAAAUCAUGGGGAAGAUCCAAUGAUAGAUCGUGAUCAAUGGCGAGAAGAUACGGUGGACGAUAUUUCCGAAUCUGACUGCUUCAGCCCGAUAGACUCCAAGUUUAAUGGCAUGUCGCCUAUUACCUUCUCGACCGAGAGCGAUAAUGCGAUUUCUCCUCUCGAUUCAGUCUCGACCGUUUACGAAUAUAGUGUUGCAGACAAUAGGAACCAAAUAAGGGACUUGGUACGAAAGAAUUCGAAUUCGAGUAUCAGUGUGGUAUCCCAGGCGCGAUCUUUACAACCAGAUCUUGCGAUGAUUGCGCCGUGUCCAGUCGGUUCUCCAACACUUGAAUUCGUCUUACCGGUGUUCUCCGAAUUUUCGGAUCGUCCCAAUCGGCGAGCUUUAGUCGAUCAUUUCUGCAAUGUACUAUCACAUUUAAUUGUUUUUCGGGAAGAAUCCGGCAAUCCAUUUCAGCAAUUGGUGUUACCACUAUCUCAUAAGAGCUCACCGAUCAUGAACGCUAUAUACGCAUUAGCAAGUGCACACCUAGAAUAUCGAGGCAUUGAGACACCAGAGAGGUCUCUUUAUUUCCACAACAAGGCCAUACAAGGACUGGCCAGGUUAAUCGAGCAAGAGGGGAGAGUGGACAGGAUAGAACUUUUAGCAGCUAUCAUGCUGUUGGUGUAUUAUGAAGUACUUGUUCAACGUGGACGAACAAGUAUAGUGGAUGGUCACCUUAAGGGGGCUCUGACUAUAAUGUCGUCAUCUCAAGAAGAGUCUACUCCAGCCAGUCUCUUCUUAGAACGUGCAUUUCGAUUUUACGAUGUCAUCACUGCAUUGUCCUUAGGAUCGGCUCCCCUAUCAACAGCUCCGGCCGCCGGAUGUCUUGUCCCAUUCCCUCCAUUGGACGCCCCUGCGUCGUCCCCUCUUAGCAAUGUAGAUACGUUGCUUGGAAUGGCUACUACUUUAUGGCCUAUCAUGCAUCGAUUAUCGAAUCUUCUCUCCCUUAAAAAUGAUAUCGAAAGAGCCGCUCGAGAGAAUCAAACGUCAAAAAGCGCCGUCCUUCGGAUGGAAUUCGAGACUACUUCACAAGCUAUUGAGACUACACUCGAACAAUGGGAGCCAUGCCUUCCACCGAAUGUUGUAGUUCAGGAGGAGGAUGUUCUAAGAAGCUCCAACGGAGAAGAUAUACCCGAACAGCAGUGGCUCCAGUCUGUUCUGCAUAACGCCCUAGCAUAUCGUCAUAGUGCUUUCGUCUAUCUAUAUCGCACAAUCUACGGGUACCCAGUACGUCGCGAAGUGGUACAAAAACAUGCUCAUGCGGCACUUGUUCAUUGUGUCAAAACGGUCACGCAUAGAGGACCUAUGGGAGCAUUGUUAUGGCCUCUGUUUGUAGCCGCAUGUGAGGCCGUAAGCGCGGAAGAUCGGACACUCGCUCAAGAAGCAUUUAUCGGAAUUGAUCAGCGUCAAGGAAUGACCAACAUUGGACAAGCUUGGAAGAUCAUCCAAGAAGUUUGGAAAAGGUUAGAUGAUGCGAGCGACGAUUCUCCGGAGGUUCGAGAAACGGAUCUGUGGAGAAAGAUUAGUACCGAAAUGGGCGUCAAUAUUGUCUUUGGUUGAAAGCCGAUUAAGCCAAGUCAAGAUUGAAUCUCGGUAGUACUGCAAGGUAUUCAAUUCAUCCUCGUUGAUAUGAUGGAUUACUAGCCGCAGGAUUCUAUCGUAUUGUCGGUGGCGAUUUAUUAUUCUAUGCUAUCACAUCGGUAGCAUUAGUUCGUGAAGUGAAAAUCCCGCCUUACGCGUGGAUACUACUGGGGAAAUGGUUGGGAAACAAAUGAUACCCUCCGUUUGUGUACGAAGGGACCCUCACGGCGGCAGGCGAUGAGGUCCCGCAACGCAUAGG